AAAAUACUGAGAAAACAGGUCUUCUCGCCGUCAUAUGCAUUUCUCUUUUACUUACGAUGUGGGAAUGUUUGCGUGUUGCUCUAAAUCACUCUUGUCUGCAAAUAUUUCAGAGCAGAAUGGACAAGGGUAUUUUUUGACAUGGUCAGGGCGUUUUGGGGCAAACACUUGGUGCACUCAAAAAUACACAAAUACUACGGGCGCUACCUCUACCCACUACCUGUGAUAUCGCCUAACAAAAUUUUUCAAUGUGUAGCGCCAAGCUAAACAUGACUAUAUAAAGUCACCAUCUUGGUCUGUGUUCUUUUCAAG
This is a messenger RNA of Rhizopus microsporus ATCC 52813, 309 nucleotides long. RefSeq lists its product as uncharacterized. NCBI's taxonomy places the organism in Eukaryota, Fungi, Mucoromycota, Mucoromycetes, Mucorales, Rhizopodaceae. Bases 35 to 223 code for a protein of 62 amino acids. The transcript has a single exon. The record is from RefSeq and is a predicted model, not a curated record.